Molecule: messenger RNA, 6797 nt
Organism: Cydia strobilella
Lineage: Eukaryota; Metazoa; Arthropoda; Insecta; Lepidoptera; Tortricidae
Exons: 6
Coding region: 564-3599 (1011 amino acids)
Source: RefSeq, a predicted model, not a curated record
CCAACAAUGCACGACUGUUACUGGUUCUAUGAACCGGCUGAAUUAAAACUACACGGGCUAUUUGGGGUGCAAUCUUAAUGUGAGCCUCUUCGCUUCGGCCGGGUUCACCCGAGCGGAGUCGGUGUGGCAACCAUGCGCAGCGCAUUCCACACCAAUCCCGACGAACUUCACGCCAGUUUGGUCCCGACCACCACCGACGACGGACUGCUGCCGCUCGCUCCGGCAAAACUAUCGUACAAUAAAACAGAAACAAACUCGAAGUGUGUUAAAAGAUUCCGAAUUCGAAUCUUAAUUAAAUACAGUGUUUAUUAGUGAUGGGAUGUGACCAGUGCAUGGAUUACGACGACGUACGAUGACCGAAAGUUUAAGUUGGACGACCGAAAAAAGUUGUGGUCCUGUUGAGCACAAAAAAUGCUCGUAGUGAUGUGAUGGCCUGAUGGGAUCGCAGUGUGGCCGAAAUUGUGUAGUUAGUGAUGUGAACUGUGAUAAAAAAUUUCGACAAUCACGUAGAUGAUUGUCUGUGCGUGUGAUAUAUUUAGUUUAUUAGUUACCAAAGAAUCCUGAUGAUCUUGUACAUUAGCCUGUGUUUCAUAUUGAUAGUUUUAGCGGACCCGUUGCCAGGCAAGCACGUGCCGCUGGAGAGCUAUGAGAGCGAACUUGAGCGCGAGCACGCGCUCCCCACAUCCGUGCCAAAUGCGGACAUACUCAAGACCAACAGCAACCCCACCUAUCACAAGCCUAGACCGCCACAGAACUACGGCGCGGCGGUGCUGGCGCGGGUGGGCGACGGCGCGGUGCCCUCCUACGCGCCCCCUAACCGCGCCUUCUUCACACCCCCGCUGCCCCCUGAGUACAGGAACCCGUUUGCUGACAAGCCUACACUUAGAGGCACGAACACAGACGGGAACAACUACCUUAACCGGAGGCCUAUCCCCCCUCCAUCUCUCGGGCCAGGCCACGAGAGGAUACCCAUCAGGCCUCCAGGACAGGAGACCUCGUCGCCUCAAGUACCAGCACCCCCGCCCGCGCCGCCCCUCCCGCCGGCCGGCAUCGAGCCGCAGAAGAAAAAACCACUCAACACCCCUAGCCAUAAGCCUGAAGAACUAGACAGCGACAUAAAACAUGGCUCGGACCAGGCCAACUUCACAGACUUCGUGCCAAACUCGCUCAACAUCCCCACCAUCUCCCGCAUCCUCUCCGGCUCCAACGGGCGCAAGGAAGACAUCCCCGACGUCCUCCUCAGGACAGUCACCGCCAAACCUCAACACACUGAGAAAACCUCCAAGAGUGACAUCUACGUUACCAAGGAAGGUGUCACCCUCAGCGACGCCAACAGAGACAGCUCCACUGAAGGAUCAGUCCUUGCCGUCUUAGACCCCGAAAUGAACAACCUAGAUAGACCUCUAAUUGUCGACCAAAAUGGAGAGACGAAUACUAGAAGAAACCUCCAAUACUCGACUAAUAAAGAUAGAAACGAGAGCAGAAACGACGAAUUCACACCAGCGACGACUGUGCAUUUCGAUCUCAAAGAUCCAGAAAUGUCCACGGAAAGAUACCAUAAUCUAGCCAACGUCAAUUUGGAUAAGAAGAAUCUGAAGCAGGACUCCAAGAAUGGACCAGUGCAGAGAGCAGGAGUCACCUGGCCUUUCGCCUGGAACGUACAUAUUUAUUUAGCGACAGUUAUUUUUACAAUCCUAGCCGUAUUCUCUAUAUUUAAGAUCAUAUGCUAUAAUAAGUUCACACACCUCUUUACCCAAUACUACUUUAUUAUACUACACUUAAUCUUAGUGUUUGUAUGUCUAAUGAGGAUAUUCUACAUGUGCUACGAUCCAUAUAAUAUCAACAAUUCGUUGCCAGUUUUUCUUAGUGAGAUCCUGCUACAUGUCCCAGAUAUAUUCCUUAGCAUUGCUUUCUCAUGCACCAUCCUGUUCCUAUUAACCAAUAGCAUCAACUUCAAGAACACUUGCUGUUCUUUCCUGUUCCGUUCGAGAACAAUCAUCAUCGGGGGUGGUCUACAUCUCCUCUCGUGUCUGAUGUUGCAUAUCUUUGAAAAUAGUAAUACAAUUUAUAGGACUCCGCAGGGAGUAGAAAAAAGGGUAUUAGGUCUAACUUGUCAAAUAAUAUUUAUCAUGGCAUGCUUGACUCUAGGUCUGUGCUAUCUCUAUGUAUAUAAAAUGCUCAAGUCGAUUCUUCAAAAGAAAAGCCACACGUAUAUACACGGCUUCCAGAAUUUAUACCAGGCCAUUCAUAUUAAUCUGGCGACGGCAUUGCUGUUCGUUCUAAUGGCCACACUUCAAAUAUACGGUAUCUUUGGAAUAAGUCAAGUCAAUAUGACGAAAUUCAACUGGCUUCAGUGGGGCUACCAAUUCUCCUUACGUCUUAUCGAGAUUUGCAUUGUAGCCCUUAUCUCCUGGGUCAUAAGUCUCAAAGUCGGUAUCGUGGCUUCUCUACAGCAUGAGAAGGCUGACGGGCAGAAAAUAUCUGGUUUAGGCUUGUUCCCUUGCACGGCUGGGUCUAGCAACGAGCAGUUCGAAUCAGAUUAUCCCGCCAUUUGUAACACCAAUACUAAUCUGCAUACGUAUACUUUAAGAACUGGCAAGCCGAUCUAUGAAUCAGCCGGCCAUCAUCCGAACCUGCCCGAUCCUUGCUGCGGGGGACCAGCAAUAGAACACCCGAGGUUUUUGAACACUAUUGGGCCCGCUUGCGACAACAAUUCUGGAACUGAAAACUAUUCUGGACACAGUUCCAUAGCCAACGCUGGCCAUAGUAGCUCAACGGAAUCCAGCAACGCUACAUCCAGCCAAGGUGUGACCAAUCAUUUGAUCAAACACCAUCCAAACAUGGCUGGUUACAACGGCGUAGAAUCCGCUUCCGAUGACCACUAUUCCAACUGCGACCCCGCCAUCCAAUCCUUACAAGGAGAUGACCCAUUAGACCACGAAUAUAAUGUCAUACAGUACGGCAGCAACAGCGACUUUAUUCGUGACAUCAAAAACCAGAACUACAACGGUGGUUCAAACAGAAGUUCGCACAACUUCAAACACAUGUCGUACGAUAGGGUAUCCUCUAGAACGAACAGCAAUCCUCGAAAGAAGCAUAGAGCGAAGAACAAAAACGUCCAGAACUGUAUGACUAUGGGUUACGACGCAUCGAUAGGGCAUCAUUACCAUCAGCCCCAUAUGCCUGAUGAAUACGGGAAUUAUAACACGGAGAACGCGUCCUACCACGCCUCGGGCAUCCAAACCCUUAACCCUAACAGGAGUUACGGGGACGGUUGCCAAAGGAGUUCCCAACGACGGAAUUCGCCGUCUACUUCCGCCGCUAACUGCAGCGGGAGUCAGAAGAGAGGGAAGAACAAUGGAUUCCCUGAUAGGCCUAAGUCCACAGACUUGUACGGAUUUUCCGAAGACCCUAACGAGAGGAGCUACCCAUGCGCGUUAGCUCCUCAACCGGCUCCGAGGAACUGCGGGUAUGAAGCCUCAUACUCCCAGCCUCAGGACGAGGUGACCCCUAACGAAGCUGAGGGGAACAGUAUGCUGGUCGCGCAGGACGGCUUCGUGAGGUUCCGGCCUUUGGAAGACGGCCCCUCGCAAACUUGAUUCACCAUAAAUCUGCCGCUGGCAGAGAACCUUAGCUUCUGAAGAAUAAAGGCUGAUUUUGAACGCUCUUUUUUUUCUGAGCUGCCGAGCCUCGAGUCUAUGACUCUCCGAUCAUGUAAAUUGUAAAUGAUUUAGGUUUAAUGCAAUAUUUAAGUAUCAUUAACGGCCUCAUGUACAUACGCGUUUUUUUAAGUUUACGGCCUUUUUAUAAGAAAUCGUGAUUUUUUUAUGACCCUGUGACGAACUAGCGAUAGUUUUACUAUUUUUGCAUUUAUCUUGAUGAGGAAAAGUCUUGAGAAAAUUUACUUUUCCUGCAAGUAUAAAUGAAAACAGCGUUAUUUUAUUGAAGUUUUGCCAGCAGCCUAAUUGCAAAAUGAUUUCAAAACGAAAUUUUUCGAUACAUAAAAAAAAUCUAAAUAUUUUUAUGACCCCGUUCGUGUAUACCUCGCAAGGUUAGGGGCAAUUGAAAUAUCAAAAACAUAUUGCAAUUUAACGACUUUUUAGAAUCAGCUGACAUUUUGGGAUAUUUUAUAUAUCCUUGGAUCGACUGAAAAUUCAGUAACAGUGACCGCUUGGAUUUGCCAUUUGUUAUAGGUUUAGCGCCAUAAUGGUAUGAGUAUAAUACCCACUUAGUUGUAAGUUAACGACAAUUUUAACUAUAUGUGAUAUCGUUAUAAAAAUUUUGUUUCAAACAAAUCUGUCCAUAGAUAAGGAAUCCAGGUGACAUAUUUAAUGUUAAAAAACAUUUAUAUGUGACGUUCCACAGGUAAAGGAACCUUACAGCUGUUACCGCUUACGGCGCGUUAGUAUUGGAAUGUCGUAGCCGACCGCAAUAAGGUACCAGUACCCGUGGAACGUUACAUAUGUUGGCUGGUAUAAUCGUGUCCAUAUUUGCAGUCCAAGUAAUUUAAUCAUGAAUAAAUUUUAUAAAUAUUAUGUUUUGUUAUAUCCGUUAAAUUAUGUUCAAUUUAAUCAAUUAAUUACAAAUAUUUUUUCAAUCAUCCUACAAAGUUCAGAAUGUUUUAUUCAAUUUAUGGAUUAAAAUAUUAUGUGAAUAAUUUGUGUCUAAAUACCAAUUGUAGAGCCGUAUCAUUAUCUGAAUGUCCUAUAAAAGUGUUACCACUUUAGUAUCUUCGUAUAUUUAGAUCCACGGCAAAUAGAAAAAAUGUUUUUUGUGAAAUAGCAUUUUGACUAGUCAGCACGACAGAACUACCAUUAUGAUAUGCUGCCAUUUUUAAUCACACCUAUAUUCGAUACGCACCAAAUUAUAUGACGAUUGUAUUGAUAUUCGCUAUGCGCGUUGUUUAAACUUAUAUAUGCUCAAUUUGACAUAUAUAUAUUAACUGUCAAAUUACUAAAUGUUACAUGAGUAAUGUAGCUCAUAGCCGCCAGGCGGCGCCACAAUCGUACACAUGGCGAACUAAAUGUGUAUAAUUUAAAAGAAAUAUAAUUGCAGUAUAAUACAGUGUGUUUCGAAUAUAGGAACUGUUUAGGAUACCAGAAUAUAUAAGUUGAUACACGAACACAAAAGUAUAUGUAGAUUUGUUAUCUACAAUAAAUGUAUGUUGAACAUAAAUAUUAUACAAUUAACUUGAUGUUGGCACUAUAAAUAGAUAGGUAAAAUUAAAAUAAUUGUAAAAAUUAGAAAAAUACUAAAGAAUAUUUAUAAUCGGUACCAUCAUUCUACGUUUCGUGGUGUUCGUAUGUGGCGAUACUUAACCGUGCUCAUAUAAUAUAAUUCCUAUGUAUAUAGAUCUUAAAUAAGUAUAACAGAGGGAAUAUUUCAGUCAGUUACUUGACUUGGUAAAUUAAAUCGGUGCCCUAAAAUAAGUAUUCACUUUUCUAUACAGCUAGUAUGGCGACGAUGGGUACAUAUCCUUCUAAAGCUCACACAAAAUUAUUGUCAGUUGAAGUUGAAAUCAAGGGAAAUAUGGUCGAAUUUCUUUUGAUUUGUAAUCGAACGAAACAAAAGAAAUGCAACCCUGUUGCAAUUGAAAAUGGUUCCAACUUCAAUGAAGCAAUUAGUACUACUAAUAGGACCGUGGGCUAUACGAGGUUAAGUUGGGGUACUUACUGUACAAGCGUCAAAUCAUGUACACAUCCAAGCAGUAUGAAUCAAAUUAAUAUUUUAAAACAAUACCAAAUCCACACAAUAAUUCUACAUAGCAAAAAUUACUAAAUAUUUAGUCCAAAAAUCCAGAAUGUCAAAAUAAGUUGCAGAUAAUAUUCGAAAACUUAGAAAAUUGGCUUAGACAUUUGGAAUUUUUACAAAAAUUCGAGGGAGUAUCCAUUUUGUGCAUUCAAAGUGUGGAAAAUUAGCAAUUUUGGAAACUUUGUUGUCAAAUCUGUCGUUCAAAUUAGAUCAAAUCAAGUUCCAAUCCUUCACAGUCGCUCCACAGUUAGGUAUACCUAAUACCAAAUGUCACGGCCCGAUUCCACUUGAGACCUUCAUUAGGCGUAAACAAUACGAGUAGUGACAACAAAAGAUACCUUUUUUGCGGCGUACAAAACCCGAAAAAGAUACCCGACUUUACUUCACUGCAGGUAAUACCACCGGACAAGGACAAGUGGCGUACUGGAAGAGAGGCCUAUGCUCAGCAGUGGCCGAUAAAGUGCUGAUAUGAUGAUGAUAAUGAUGAAUACCACCACAUACUAACUGAAGAGCAGAGCUUGUAAAGCAAUUAUUAAACAAUAGACCAAUAUUAUGGUUCUCUCGAAGUGGAAUCACGCCAUGGCAUUUGAAAUUAGGUAAUAACUGCGGUGGAUGCGCCUUGACUGUGUAUUUGUGAUUUUGAUGCUUGUUCAAGUAAGCUGACUAAAUAAUUCUUUUGUGCAAGUAUGGUGUGGCUACACGCCUGCCGCGAAUGCCACUAAUUUUAUUAUUUUUAUCUUAACCCAUAUAUGCCCAUUGGGUCGUUUUCGACCCAAUGAAUAAAACAAGCUCCUACACGUUACAAUUAGUAGGGGAGUGAACCUACAACCUUAAAGAAUGUGGGUCGAAAACCACCCAAUGGGCAUAUAUGGGUUAAGCCUGUAAAUAUUACGGGAUACUAUAAAGUACCCUUUACGGAACCGUCGCGUUCAAUUUGUUGUAAAUUUCUAUAUUUUUUUUUAAAUAUUUCCAAGACUGUACUUUAUCAUUUAACAAAAUGACAACUGACAUAUUACUAUGUAUAAAUAAAUAAAAACGGUAUUGCA